AUGACCGAGCACCCCAUGGACACAACCAAGUCCCAUUUCCAGCAAACCAGCCACACCUAUUCACCAAAAAAACUUGUUGCCGUCGUAACCGUUUUCCCUAUCACUGGCUUCUUCCUCAUUCUAUCGUCUCUCAUUCUCACUGGCACCCUUAUCGGCCUCGCCGUCUCCACUCCGCUUUUCAUCCUUUUCAGCCCGAUACUCGUCCCGGCCUUCUUAACAAUCGGGUUGGCGGUCACAGGGUUUAUAGUUUCUGGAGCUUUUGGAAUCUCGGGGUUGUCUUCUUUGACAUAUAUUAUGAGCUACUUGAAGAGGAUGAGGGCCAAUAGUGGUGGUGGGUGGGUCCAUGAUCAGUUGGAUUAUUCAAAAAGACGGGCUCAAGCUACUGCUGGAUCAUAUGUGGGUCAGAAAGUUACGGAUGUGGGCCACAGGACCCAACAAGCUACUGCUGGCUAG
Molecule: messenger RNA, 453 nt
Organism: Erigeron canadensis
Lineage: Eukaryota; Viridiplantae; Streptophyta; Magnoliopsida; Asterales; Asteraceae
Product: oleosin H2-like
Exons: 1
Coding region: 1-453 (150 amino acids)
Biological process (GO): seed oilbody biogenesis; response to freezing; lipid storage
Cellular component (GO): monolayer-surrounded lipid storage body; membrane
Source: RefSeq, a predicted model, not a curated record